UCCCCGCCAUCCCCAGGUGCUGCCCGCAGAGCGGGGCGGAGGCUGGAGCCGGCUCUGGCCGAGGGGCGCGGAUCCGGCAGAUGCAGUAAAGUGAGGAGCACAAUUCAGAUGAAAACCUGCAAACUGACCAUGCAUUGAUGAAGAAGCAGCUGCAGGCUUUCAGUUUCCAUCCUCACAUCUGAUUUGAAGUGACGGUGAGAGGAAGCAUAAGGGAUCUCUCAUUCUGUUUGGACUCCUUGUUUACAGAAGAGUAAUGGAGAUGCUAUUAAGCACAAAAGGGAUCACCAUAUGCCUGUUUUUCUUUGUAUUGAGUUUGGCAGCAGCUAUUGAAAUACCACUAUCAGUUGCGCAGCUUCCCACAAUCACAAACCAGUCCCGCACCCAGGUUGCCUACCCUUUUGAUGAGGACUUUACAAUCAAGUGUGAAGCUAAAGGGAACCCGCAGCCCACCUUCAACUGGACUAAAGAUGGAAAACCCUUUGAUUUAUUAUCUGACCCACGGAUAACUACAUCUAACAACUCUGGAACAUUUGUGAUCCAAAACCAUGGAAUCAUCACCCAUUUUCAAGGGAAAUACCGUUGCUAUGCAUCCAACCGGCUGGGAACUGCCAUGUCAGAAGAAAUCGAGCUAAUUGUUCCAAGUGUGCCAAAAUUCCCAAAAGAAAAAAUUGAGCCCCUUGAUGUGGAGCACGGUGAUUCUGUGAUUUUGCACUGUAACCCCCCAAAGGGCAUCCCCCCUCUGCAUAUUUAUUGGAUGAAUAUUGAUUUGCAGCACAUUCCACAAGAUGAAAGGGUAUCCAUGAGCCUUAAGGGAGAUCUCUACUUUGCAAACGUGGAAGAAAAUGACAGUCGAAGUGAUUAUUGUUGCUUUGCUGCCUUCCCAAAACUGAGGACGAUUGUACAGAAGAUGCCAAUGACGCUGAAGGUUUCCCGGUUUAAGCAUGCUAAUGACUCAGGCUCACCUAACGCUGCAGUUACUAAGGCAAAUUUUAUCAAGGAAAGAAAACCCAAACUGCUGAUCCCUCCUGAAUCUGCUGGCAGUAGCUCAUCAGUCACUGUCAUCAAGAGAGGUGUCCUGCUACUCGAAUGUAUUGCUGAAGGGCUCCCGACUCCUCACCUAAGCUGGGUCAAGGUCCCUGGAAACUUGCCCAAGGAUGAAACAGAAACAGAAAAUUUUGGGAAGAUACUGAAGAUAGACAACGUGACUGAAGCUGAUGCAGGAACAUACCAGUGCACGGCGAGCAACCCCAUGGGCAGAGUGAAGCAUGAGUUCCACGUGCAAGUAGAAGAGCCUCCUCGGUGGACAGAAGAGCCCCAGGGUGGGGUUUUCAGCAUUGGAACAAAUCUUGUGCUGCUGUGCAGAGCUACUGGCAGCCCAAAGCCAACCAUUCAGUGGAAGCUUAACGGGAUGCCCAUUGACAGAAGGACCUUCAGAGGCACAGUAUCUUCCACAGAGAUCAGCCUUACCAACCUGCAGAUCCAGGACAGUGCUGUGUACCAGUGCGAGGCCAGCAACAAGCACGGCACCAUCCUUGCCAGUGCCAACGUCAACGUCCUCAAUAUUGCUCCCUUAAUCCUGACCUCAGAUGGUGAAAACUAUGCCGCAGUAGUGGGUUACAGUGCCUUCCUACACUGUGAGAUCUUUGCCUCUCCUGCAGCAGAUAUUAGAUGGACUAAGGAUGACAGCAUAGAGCCACUUUCAACAUUACGCUAUGAGCUAAAUAAGAAUGGCACCCUGGAGAUCAAAGAGACCACGAAAGAAGACGCUGGGUCGUACGCUUGCUGGGCUGCAAAUGCUGUUGGGAAAAGGGCAAUCACUGCUAACCUGGAUAUAAGAGAUGCUACAAAACUUGUUGUUACUCCAAAGAACCCCCGGGUGUUGAAAUCACAUUCAAUUUUGUUGAAAUGUCAGUCUGAAUAUGAUGCACAUUUGAAACAUAGUUUUAAAUUAUCCUGGAGAAAAGAAGGAGACGAGGUGCCACUCAACAGCACAGAGGAUGGCAGGAUAAUUCUGGACAGGGAUACACUGUUCAUCUCAAGUGUGACACUGGAGGACCAAGGAGUGUACACGUGUGUGGGCAGCACCUCUCUGGACAGUGUCACGGCCCAGGCGCGGUUAAUUGUUCUCGAUGUUCCUGAUCCACCAGAAGACCUUCAGCUCUCAGAAAACCAAAACCGAAGCGUUCGACUCUCCUGGAAGGCCGGGGCCAGUCAUAACAGCCCAGUUAAUGAGUCAAUUAUAGAGUUUGAAGAGAACCGGUGGGAGCCGGGGAGGUGGCAGGAGCUGGCCCGAGCCCCAGGGAAUGACACCACUGUCCUUUUGGCACUGGCUCCCUACGUGAAUUACCAGUUCCGGGUCGUGUCCGUGAACGCCGUGGGAAGGAGCCAGCCCAGCAAACCAUCCCUGCGCUACGCGACGCCUCCGGCUGCUCCAGACAAGAACCCAGAAAACAUCCGGGUUGAAGCUUCUGAACCAAAUGAAAUGGUGAUGAAAUGGGAGCCACUGAAACCCGUGGAGAGGAAUGGGCCAGGACUGGAGUACAAAGUCAGCUGGCGGCAGCGGGGGGUGGAGGCUGACUGGAACGAGGAGAUGGUGAAGAAGCAUUCUCUGACCCUGAGGAACACCCCCACCUUCGUGCCUUAUGAGAUCAAAGUCCAAGCUGUAAAUAAUUUAGGCUCUGGUCCCGAACCAAACGUGACCAUCGGAUAUUCAGGAGAGGAUGUUCCAGAUGCUGCUCCUUCUGGCGUAUCGGUGGAUGUUGUGAACAGCACGUUGGUCAAAGUCUUCUGGUUUGGCAUACCAAGGGACAGAGUUCGUGGACAUUUAAGAGGCUAUAAGGUCAGUUGGUGGAAAACAAAAAACAUGCUGGACGGAAAAAGGCAUCACCCAGAGAAACACUUCCUAAUGUUUGUAGGAGACAGAAACUAUGGGAUGAUUCCUGGUCUAGAGCCCUUCAGUGAAUUCCGCUUGACUGUUCUGGCUUACAACGGCAGAGGAGAUGGCCCAGAAAGCUCCCCUGUUGUGUUUGAAACUCCUGAAGGAGUCCCUGAACAACCACGUUUUCUAAGGAUCUUGAACUUUGACAAGGACUCUGUCACUCUGUCAUGGGGACUUCCCAAGAAAGCCAAUGGCCACCUUACCGGCUACGUUUUGCAAUACCAGAUGAUAAAUGAAACCCAUGAAAUUGGGCCUCUGGUGGACAUCAGCAUGACCAACCGCUCCACGCUCAGCUGGAGGCUCUCGGGGCUCAGCUCCAGCACCAAGUACAAAUUCUACGUCAAGGCUUGUACAGCCAAAGGCUGUGGGAAGCCCAUCACUGAGGAGGGACUAACCAUGGCUCAAGGGAGUAAAGGGAUCGGCAAGAUUUCAGAAGCAGUAAACCCCACCCAAAAGUUUCACCCCGUUGAGGCCCUUGAGCCUGGAACUGAAUAUACAGUUCGUCUAGUGACUAAGAACUGGGUUGAUAACAAUAGCAUUUUUGAAGAUGUAAUUGAGACAAGGGGGAGAGCCUAUGCUGGCAUUUACGAAGGAAUCUCCACCCAGGGGUGGUUUAUUGGACUGAUGUGUGCCAUCGCUUUGCUCACCCUGCUGCUGCUAACUGUUUGCUUUGUCAGAAGAAAUAAAGGAGGGAAAUAUUCAGUGAAAGAAAAAGAAGAUUUGCAUCCAGAUCCUGAAGCUCAAUCAAUAAAAGAUGAAAUCUUUGGGGAAUAUAGUGACAGCGAUGAAAAGCCGCUGAAAGGCAGCCUGCAGUCCAUCCCUGGGGACAUUAAAGCCACCGAAAGUGCUGAUAGUCUGGUAGAUUAUGGAGAAGGGGAGCAUGGGAUGUUCAAUGAAGAUGGUUCAUUUAUUGGAGCUUAUUCUGGAUCUAAAGAAAAAGGAUCGGUGGAAAGCACUGGGAGUUCUACGGCAACUUUUCCUCUCCACGCCUAAAAUAUAAGCAAGAAUGACUGGUGUUUAAUUACGGUAUGGAUCUUGAUUAGUAAAUCACCACACGUGAUUGGAAGCAGGUUGCCAACUGAGCCAGCCAGGAACCUGACAUCCAGGUCACGUAAAAACCAGUCACUGCCACUAAAAGAUGAUUUUUCCAUCCUAAUUUCUGGGUGUUUUCUUCUAAUUCAAAGCAAUCAAAUAAUUCUUUACUACACAAGAUGUCUCGCUCAGUCUCAGCAGAACAGAAUUCCUCAGUGUUACACAUGUAUAGUCACCUGCUACUCUCUGUGGUUCUUAAAUUUGGAAUAUGUUUCUCUGUAUAGUACUUUUUUAACUUGUAUGGCUGUUGUCACCUUGUACAUAUGUUUAUAUGUACUGUUCCCUCUUGUGUGGGGACCUGGGUGUUAUAGGGGUUAGAACAUGAGAAGAAGAUCAAACAAAACCAACAGGUUUCCACUGCAAAGUGACAAGACGCAUCCUACUGAGAAAUCGAUUAUCUAAAAUACUGGAGAAAUCUAUUCUAUAGACUGUAUAAUUUUUUCAUAAAGAAAAAAAAUCCACUCUUUUUCAUAUGGUAUUCUAAUGUUAUUUGAGUGGUUACAGCUGACUGCAAUUAUCAAUACUAAGAGACACAACUUUAUUCCCAGAAAAAUCGCUCUUAAAAGACAAAGCUCUGGCCUUGUGGCCAUACGUUCUGUCCAGCAGCUGGCACUAUUUCCUUACAGAAGUUAAGCUGCAGUAACUUUCCUGUGGCAAGGCAAAACAGGGUUCCCAUCCGCCAUCCUUAGAAAUCAUUUGCAUUUUUCCCGAGUCUCAGCAAGCUGCAAUUUCUAAGCAAAAUGCUUGUUCUCUGUCUCAUAUCUGUAUAUUUGUGCUCUAGCAUACAUUUCAUGGAGACGCUGUACAUACAAUAUUAAUAUUGACACACGUAAAAAUCAGCCUUGUUUUAUUUCUAAAUGAGUCAUGUUGCUAGCAUGAGUCUGUAUAGCUGUGUAGGAAUGAAUAGAAUUGCUUCUCAAUAUGAGCUUGGACCAGCAAAACUAGUUUUCAGAAGGAGUUGUGUGUUAUACCAGUCAUCCAGAACUCACAUCUUUCUAGUAUCACAGAAAACAAACCCACCCGACUCGCAAGAGGUCAUUUCUUUUCAAGCUCUUCCUUGUUAAAUAAACAAAAGCAAAGAGAAAAUAUUAUGGUAUGGUUUGUUUAUAUUUUGUUUACUGAACACUGGUUUAAACCUGGUUCUUUUCUUGCCUCUCCCAACACUAACUCGGCAAAGCUGCACAGCACAUUUUUUGGUCUUUUUGUAUUGGAAUCUCCUGCAUCUCUUGAAAAGCAUUUUUAUUUUUGAAUAUGCUUUUUUGAGUAGAGUAUCAAUAUGGCUUCAUUUCUUCCUGAGCUUACAAAUGGCUGUCCCUCCAAUCAUAAUAUUUUUUAAUAGAUACUGCAGGAGGAAUAGAUGCUAAAAGCCAUUUUGCAUCAUGGUAGUAAUUAGGCAAAUAUCCCCAGUGGCUCCUUCAUGGUCUCCCUUACUUUGAUGGAAGAAAGACAGGAAGCAAGAAUGACUCUCCUGGUGACAAGUUCCCAGCAAUGACUACAGUGAAGACCCCUUAGUUGCCCACAGAAAUGCAGAUUGUGGCCAGUAGAAAGGCUGGGGUUUGUACCCAGCUUGGAUCCUCCCCAGCACUCCUGUCUCUGGAAGCAGAGAGUGGCCUCUGGGGCUCGAUGCCUCUGCUAAUCUUUUUUAAUUUUUCCUUUUAAGGAAGGUACAUUUAGCCUCUGCUUGGGGGAAGAGCAAACCCCAAAACCCCAGCGAUGAGUGGAAAUCUGCCCUGAGUCAAAAACCCUCCCUUCCCUGUCAGUGACCCUGUGGUGUGAAGGACUUGACCAAGUCAUUAACUUUUGAUUAUUUAAAAGGGUUUUAUUCUGUAUUGCACUCAAUCCAAAUGCUGCAAAAGUUUGAAGUUAUUUUAAUUAAAAAAAAAAAAAAGGAAAAAAUAUUUGAAAAAGGAGUUCAUAACUGAAACAAGGUGAAAAUUGACAUCUUGUGAACAGAGAGGUUUCCUGUCGAGAUCUUUAUCUGCCCUGAGCUCUCCCAGUCCUGGGGCAGAGCAAGGGAUGAGGCUGGACCCAGCCCAGCCACAGUCCCAGUUGUUCAUUUUCUUGUGCUUUGGGUCACUGCAGAUCAGCUGGAGUCAUUGUCCCAGAACAUGCUGAUGUUAAACAGCCAGGAAUUUCCAAUCCUAUUAGGGAGUGUCAAAUUAUCAAAUAAUGAAUAUAAAUCCCCCGUGCCGGCGCUCGCUCUGUUGCUGCUAAGAGAUGUCUAUGACAGUCCUGUGAUGUGCUGCUCAUCUGUGCUGGUAGGAGUGCUUUUUCUAUUAAAAUUUGAAUUCCAGUCCUUAAAUCCUGAUGUUGGUAUUCCAUGAUGCCUCAGGGCCUAAAAAUCCCACAGUGACAAAAAGAUGCGCAGUGGCAUUUGUACAGGGUGCCCUGACUUGGGGGAAUAAGCCCAAUGAAUGUUGAGUGGCUGCAACUGCCCAGAACCUCACUCACCUGAGCUUUUCUUCUUUUUUUUCCAAUCAUUCUUUUUUUUUUUUUCCCCAUUGGGGUUUUAUUUUUCUCUUGGAAGGGUGCCACUCAUGCAGUGUACCCUGGGAAGUGCAGGGUGCUAGUGAUUUAUUAGAGAUUUGCUUUUAAAAGUGAACUGGCAGUGGGCUGAGAUCUCCCUCAGCAGCAUUUUGCCAUUGUCCCUGCAUUUUUAGGGCAGUUUCUUACAGGUGAGAGGGAGUGUGGCCAUGUAGGCUGAAUAAAAACUACCACCAGCUGUGCUGCAGUUCUGAAAUAGUCCAUUCAAUCAAAGAAUUAAUUUGUUUUUAAUUAUUUUAUAUUUUUUUUUAAUACUCUGACAAGGAAUGUUUAUUAAAAUGACUUGAGGGAAGUCUGUGGCUAUUUGAUUAAGUAAUACCCAGGGGAGAAUUUCAGAUUGCCUGCUGGGAGGAGGGAGCUGGGGCCAGUGGUGUGUGAGUGUGCAGACCAUGUUGGAAAGGGAAUUACAAACCACCAAGGCCAUGGCUGCUGGUUUGAUGACCUCUGGUUGCAAUCCACCGUGAGAUUCUGGUGGCAGUCCAAGUGUGAGAGGGGAAAUGACACUUUCAGAUUUGAUAUCUCAGCCAGCCCGGGGUGCAGUUCCAGCCAGCAAGGAGGAGGCAUUUCCCAGAGCCCAGGAGUCCUGGCUGGUGGGUUUAAGCAGCCUCCUCAGGAACAAGAGAGGGAUGGGUGUUUCUCCAAACAUUGUGCCAUUUGGACUGUGCAUAAGAUGAAGCAAAUAAAAAUCAGCUCUUCCUACCUAAUGGGGGAAAAAUCUAGUCCAAGUGAGCUAUUGCUUUCACAGAGCAGCACACUGUGGGAUUGGUAUGGGUUGUCAUCUCAGUCCUGAGGUUUUAUUUUAAAUAUAUAUGUAUAUAUAAUGUAAUUGCACAACCAGGAACUUGUAGGAAUGGCCCCAGCUUUGUAACUCAAAUUUUAACUAGAUUUAAUUAGCAUAUCAUUUAAUGAUUGAUGGUAUUUGUUCUGUUGUGUUCUUAUUGCAAACUUUUAAACGAGCAGCUCUUUUCCUGAUAACCACUUCCAUUGACUGACUGGGUAGCCCCAAUGCAUGAGAAAUGUUAAUAGAAGUUUUCAGACCAAUAUUAUUUUUGAGAUGAAAACAAAUACUAGCACAAUGUUUCUAUGUAGAAAAAGGUGGGGGGUUUUAACAGUAAAUCCACAUACAGUUUUGUAAACUAAAGUUAGAAUAACAUUCAGUGAUCUUUGCACUUUCCUGAAAGGAAAUCUUACCGUUAUUUUUUAUAGUCAUUUUUGUGCAGAUGAGGGGUAAUUCUAGAUUGUUAUGUACCUGUGAGAAUGGAUAUAAAGGAAAUAUCUGGUGGCAAGAGGAUUUCCUUUGUUUGACAACAGAUCAAGCCCUCAGCUGCAUCUCUGAGAACCUUUAGUAUUUCAUAAUCAGGCAUAGAAACCAGGACAUGUUUACACUGCAGCUCUGCAUCGUGGAUGUGAAAGUCUCAAGUGAUCUGCACUGAUUUGUUCCCUUUCCAGGCAGGAGCCAGUAGCUGGGUUGGAGCCAAAGCAUACUGUCUGUUUCUUUUUGUAUUAUUAUUAUUAUUAUUAUUCUUUUUACCUUGAACAAGACACGCUGUCAUUUCAUGAGAAAAGAUCAAAGCAAAUGUGGUGUCACCAUUUCUACAAUGUUACUUUUUGAGCUAAAUGUUUCUGUGCAUUUCUUAAAGUUUAGAGAAACGUGUUGUACUGUAGUUGCUGUUUGUAUCAUGCGUAUGUGCACGUAUGGGUUUAAAGGAUAUUUUCAUUUUACAUGAAAUACAACUUUGCUAAUAAAAGUUUGACUUGAUGUUAUCUUCAAAA
Apus apus (common swift) is the source of this 8347-nucleotide messenger RNA. It is a transcript of the gene CHL1, whose product is annotated as cell adhesion molecule L1 like. Gene Ontology annotation, molecular function: cell-cell adhesion mediator activity. The record is from RefSeq and is a predicted model, not a curated record. Gene Ontology annotation, biological process: homophilic cell-cell adhesion; axon guidance; dendrite self-avoidance. The transcript has 28 exons. Gene Ontology annotation, cellular component: plasma membrane; axon. Bases 254 to 3931 code for a protein of 1225 amino acids. NCBI's taxonomy places the organism in Eukaryota, Metazoa, Chordata, Aves, Apodiformes, Apodidae.